This is a messenger RNA of Castor canadensis (American beaver), 1701 nucleotides long. It is a transcript of the gene Heatr9, whose product is annotated as HEAT repeat containing 9. The record is from RefSeq and is a predicted model, not a curated record. NCBI's taxonomy places the organism in Eukaryota, Metazoa, Chordata, Mammalia, Rodentia, Castoridae.
AUGGGCUUUGAAAGAUCAGUGGAUAUCUUUGAAAUCUCCAGGUCCAUGUACAUGUAUCCAUGGCUGGAAUAUCAAGACAGGACCAAAGAACUCAGAAAAGCCACAGCUCCUGUUCACCUGCCCUUGUCCUGCUACCAGAUGCCAAAGGAAGAGUAUCCCCCAAGUCCAGAGUGCUGGAGGCAGCACCCAAGCAAGCCAAACUCGGUCCCUUCCUGCUACUCCAAAGGGCCUGAGCGCUUCACGCACUGGCGUACCCUGGAUGAUCAGCGAAAGGAACGAGAGAUGUUACAGAAAAUGAGAGAUCACACUAGGUACUUCCAAGUGGGUUGCCAAAUCCAAAACUUCAAUCUCCCCAUGAGCAAAUUGAUCUUAAAACCUCAGGCAAGAUCCGGACCUUUAGAUCCUACCAGGGACUCCCUGAAGUGGCAAAGAUUAAAGGAACUCACAAAAAACCUGAAAUCUCCAAGAGAAGAUGAGCAGUUGUAUGCAGCACAAGCUCUGGGGUACCUUGGUAUCAAUGACAAGUGUAUCAUGGACAUGCUAUGGCAGGUGGCCCAAACGGGUCCAGAGAAAGUAAAGUGUGAGGCCUAUCGAGCCCUGGCCAUCCUGGGUUGCCUGAAUAAGCAUGUGAUCCAGGCUCUCAUCAAACAGGUGAAGUGUCAAAAUGAGGGCCAAAGGAUGGACACUCUAAUGGGACUACGAGUGGCUCUAAACUUCUGGGCUGCUAUCCCUAAAGACAAGAGGAUUCAAGUCGGAGAUGAAGAAGAGCUGGUAGCUGUGCUGCAGAUGUUGAUAAAGAAGUCAUCAAACAAAGCAGCCAUGGAAGCAGCCCUGUGCUUGGGUUUCCUGAGGCCCUGCAGCAACAUAGCCCAAGAGUUUUUGCUGCAGUGCCUAUACCAAGGGCCCAAAUCCCAGCAGAUGAAGGCCCUUAGGAUGCUGGUCAAGAUAAUGCAUGUGCACUCAGCUGUAGUCACCAAGGCCAUUCUGGAGCAGCUAUGUUCUUCUGGUGUCCUUGAGGACCGCUUUGAAGCCACCCAGAUGCUCAGUACCAUUGGGCUGGAACGGAUCCAGGCACAGGGGCUAGAGGAAAUCACAUUUGACUUGCUCAAGAGGAAGACAUACAACGAACCCUUCGUUGCUAUGAGGCAGGCUGUAGCCAAAACAGUGAAAGACCUCAAGAUGAAGCCUAUGAUGAUGAACUUGGUGGAGGCGCAGCUGAUGGACCCAGAUGCUGUUGUACGUGAGGAAGCAGUCAUCUCUUUGGGCGGCCUGGGAAUCCGUAGCCCACAUGUGUUCUACUUGCUCCUGGACAUGCUAGACGUGGAGGAGAACCAGGCUGUGAAGAAGAGUAUACAAGAAACACUAAUCGUUUGGGCAUCCACUGAUCCCUGGAUUCAAAACAAGCUGAAGAACAAGGUUUUCUCUGUCUAUGAGGCACCUAAGACCAAUGUGAAAAUAAAGCCUACAAGGUUCCGGAAGGAGCCUGAGAUCCUAGAAGAGUUAAAUAUCCAAGACUUCCGACUUGCUAAGCUGAACCCCUUGUUUAUUUCAAAGUUCUGCAAAAAGGAAGAACAAAAGGAAAAGGUGCAUUCCUUCCUACCCUGUUUAUCUAUGCUACAAAAACAAAGACCCCACACCCCAGGGCCCUGGCAACCAACAAUCAGAAAGCAGCUCCAGAACCUUGCUGAAAACUGCAAAUAG